Molecule: messenger RNA, 3025 nt
Organism: Misgurnus anguillicaudatus (oriental weatherfish)
Lineage: Eukaryota; Metazoa; Chordata; Actinopteri; Cypriniformes; Cobitidae
Gene: dpp4
Product: dipeptidyl-peptidase 4
Biological process (GO): proteolysis
Cellular component (GO): plasma membrane
Molecular function (GO): serine-type endopeptidase activity; dipeptidyl-peptidase activity
Source: RefSeq, a predicted model, not a curated record
CUUUUGACGUUUUGACAUAUUUAUAGAUAAAUCGCUGAAUCAUUGGCUGAUAUCAGGGAGUAUGUUUUACCAGAUUGCGAACUUUAAUCUACCACGACUUUAUUGUUCCCUUUACAAGCAAAGUGAAGGUAAUCUUUAACACUCGUGCCCUCAGUGGCGCACCGGGACAGAAAGCAAUUUGCGCUGAAGAAUAGCGGAGUACUGAUCUGGGACUGUAGCAUGAUGGAAAUCGGAAAAUGGAUUCUUGCUGCACUCGGGAUCGCAGUGACAGUGGUCUUGAUAGUUGUGCCAACAGUCAUAUAUCUGAACGAGGAUAAAGCACAGCCACAGAAGACCUUCACACUUGAAGAUUAUUUUAACAACACUGCAAGGAGCAAAUCAUAUAACCUGCGCUGGGUCUCAGAUGAUGAAUAUCUUCACAAGACAGGAGACGGUUCAGUAUUUCUGAUCAACGCAGUUACAGGAAGUGAAAGUGAAUUCCUUAACCAUCAGACGUUUGCCCGUGUGGCAGCUUCCGAUUACAUGGUGUCAGCCGAUCGUAAAUAUGUCUGUUUUGUGAGCAACUACACAAAGCUAUGGAGACACUCAUACACUGCAUCAUACUCCAUUUAUAACCUGGAAAGCAAUGCAUUUAUCAAUGCAGAUAUUCCACAUGAAAUCCAGUACCUCGCUUGGUCGCCAACUGGUCACAAGCUGGCUUACGUGUGGAAAUACAACGUCUAUGUGAAAGAGACUCCCACUUCACUUCCAUAUCAGGUCACUAAUAAUGGAGCCUACAACUUGAUCCUCAACGGCAUUCCUGAUUGGGUGUACGAGGAAGAGAUGUUCUCCACAAACUUUGCUUUGUGGUGGUCACCAAAUGGGAGAUUUGUGGCGUAUGCUCAGUUUAACGACUCGGAAGUCCACAGCAUCGAGUACUCCUGGUACGGCAAUGGCCAGUAUCCAGAAACGGUCUUCAUACCGUACCCCAAGCCUGGAACCCCAAACCCAAUCGUGAAACUUUUCGUAUUGGAUACAAACACACAUAACAUCUCGGAAGUUGUCGUCCCCAGUGAUGUUGGGGCAGGAGACCAUUAUCUGAGUACAGUCACAUGGGCGACGGACGAGCGCAUUGUAGUUCAGUGGCAGAAGAGGACACAGAGCUAUGUGGCUCUGAAAUCGUAUAAGUUUAACGAUGGCAAAUGGAGCGAAGAUUUGCUGAACCAGAUCAUCACAAGCAGCACGGGUUGGGUUGGCCGGUUCUCUCCAGAUGAACCUGUCUUUCGGCCAGAUGGCGAAAGUUGUUAUUACAUACUGAGUGACGGAGAAGGGUUUAAACAUCUUGUUUACUUUAAAGACGCAGACAAAACAUUUCUGACGAGUGGAAAGUGGGAGGUCGUGAGCAUUCUUAAAGUCACAGAAGAUGCCGUAUACUAUGUCAGUAACCAACACAACAGCCAUCCAGGACAAAGAAACGUUUACAAGAUCACCAUAAACGGUGCCUCUCAUUCUGAGCCCGUGUGCCUGACGUGUACCCUAAAUGAGGACAGGUGUAAAUAUAAUUCUGCUCUAUUCAGCCAUAAAGGGACAUACUAUCGUAUGGACUGUUCAGGGCCUGGACCUCCUCUGUACACACUAAGAAACAGUCGAGAUGGAUCAGAGGUGAGAGUUCUUGAAGACAACAAAGAUUUGGAGGGCAUUUUGCAAGAGAUCGCAAUGCCAUUGGUUACACAUAAUACUCUUAAGAUUGGGGAUUUUGAUCUCUGGUACCAGAUGACAUUGCCUCCCAAAUUCGAUAAAUCCAAAAAAUAUCCUCUGCUUAUUGAUGUAUAUGCAGGGCCCUGCAGUCAGAAGUCAGAUUUGCGGUUUAGGGUUGGAUGGUCGACAUACUGGGCCAGUACAGAGAAUGUGAUCGUGGCCAGCUUUGAUGGAAGAGGAAGCGGUUACCAAGGCGAUAAAAUCAUGCACUCCAUCUACAAACGACUCGGUACCUACGAAGUCGAAGAUCAGAUUACAGCCGCUAGAGAGUUUAUCAAAAUGGGUUUUAUUGAUAAAGAUAGGAUAGCCAUCUGGGGCUGGUCUUACGGUGGUUAUGUCACAUCGAUGGUUUUGGGAGCUGGAAGCGAAGUGUUUAAAUGUGGCAUGGCUGUCGCUCCAGUGUCUAAAUGGGAGUAUUACGAUUCUAUUUACACUGAGAGAUACAUGCUAACACCCACAGAGAAUCAGGACUUUUAUGACAAUUCCACAGUGACGGGCAGAGCCAAGAACUUUAAAUCCGUUCAGUACCUCCUGGUGCAUGGUACUGCUGACGAUAAUGUUCACUUCCAACAAGCUGCUCAAAUCUCUAAUGCUCUGGUUGAUGAGCAAGUGGACUUUGAUGCAAUGUGGUACACGGAUAAAGAUCAUGGACUCGGAGGAUCCGCCAACAAGCAUGUGUACACUCACAUGACUCAUUUUUUGAAAAACUGCUUCACUUGAACUCAUGAACUCUUUCCUCCGGACAGAACAACUACUCAGAAACUUCAGCGUUGAAUCAACGUUACUUCCGGACUGAUUCAUCGCUUGAACACGUCACACGUAUACACUCACAGAUGAGCAACUCCUGACACCGUAAACAACUGAUUUGUGAUGUAAAAAUGGACACUUUGUUAACCUGUAUUAACUGACCAACAAAACAAAACAAUUAAAAAAUAAAACCUCACAUUUAUUACAAUGUCAAGCAGCAAUAAGAAACUGUGCCAUGUGGAAUGUAAAUGAUCAGAUGUUAUCGGAUGUUCAUGGAUGCGCACAAGCUUGAUGAUCCAGAAUUUUUUUUUUUAUUCAUUACAUUAUGCAUAUUUUGCAGCUUUGAGCUGGGAAAAGCAAUGUAUAUUCUGUCCAUGCAGGAAGUUCAUUGUCAGCUAUUAAUUUGAUGUGAAAUGCAUAAAGAAAAUAUAUAUUUAAAAUCGGGUAUUUAGUAUGUAAGUUUCUUAAGUGGCAAUAUUUAUUGUAUCUCCAUUUAUAAUGUACUGUGCAUUGUAAUAUAAUAAAUAUCAUUUUAAUUAAA